ACGGCAAGGAUAUGGCGUCCAUUGCUCGGUAAAUAGCGCGUCCCUUCCUGUCAGCCCUCAACGGGUGUGCGUUGCAAAGUUGCAUCGCGCUACAGUGGACGAGUAGAUUUAGGCAGCGAGCGAUGGAGCGUAAUUGUGUAACGCUGAACGCUUGGCGUGGCUUGGGAAUAAGGCCCAAGCAAGAAGAAGCGGUAAAGAUGGCACCCAACUCAAUUGCGGUUGCCACACAGCAGUCGGUCAGGUCGGAUUUUACGUGCCUGACAGCGCGAACCACCCACCAAACCCCUUCCAACGCGGCAUGAGAAAGCGGUUCCUUCCACCGAACCGAAGCUGCACCGAAACUCUGACAUACGGGAUGUGUUGGGAUGUGACUGCAGCGUUUUUGGUCCAGGGAUCAUGGGAGCAUGACGAACAUAAGGCUGCUUCACGAGCGACGGCCGGUUAGGUCGGUCGGUGUUCUCGCUCUUGCACCCCUUGCUGUGGUGCACACUACGAGCACUACCCUCUGUACGCAAACGAAGCUAGGGGAUGACUGUGUCUGAGUGUACGUGUGGGCCGGAAGGACAUGAAGCUAACGACGAAAGGCACCGACGAAUCCGUGGUUAACUUCGGCAAAAGCGAUGAGCAGGAGGAAGGUCGGCAAGUGCGGGCAGACAUCAUCUGGUUCUAGCUGCCUCCUCUGGGUAAAGGCUGAGCAGAGCCAACGUGCACUAGGCUGAAGUCAAUGUUGCUAUCAGUCGUUAAGCAGCUUCCAUCGCAGGCAGUGCCGGUGUGACACGGUGGUGUGUCAGUGUCAUCGAGUCAAACAACGAUAACAAAAGAAGAAAAAACGGCGACUGAGUUUCGAAAGCGACGGGACUGAGUGAGACAGAGCUGUCAGGACAAUGGAUGACCGGAGCAGUGUGUGAUCUUUUGCCUCAAAUGUACUGUAGCAGCAGCAGCAGCAGAAGCCAACGGUCACAGUGUACGCUGAGUGUUCGUGUGUACGAGUGACAAGAACCGGAUCUAGGAAGGCUUUGACGUCGAGUGCACAAACAACGAGCAACCGUUUGGUGCGUACUGUGCUGUGCACCACGACAGUCAGCAAUAAUUAAAGCGGCAAAUCGUGUGGCCCUACUCGAGUGCUCCGUAUGAGGUGAGACUAGUCGAAAACAAAGCGCGGUAGUGUCUAGUGGAGUUCAGUUCGCCGAAAGAAAUGAUGUCACAAGGUGUCGUUAUACCUUCAACGGGCUUCAGCGAGAUGUGAUUACCAAUUUCGGGUACAUCCCUUUCGGGCGUCUGGAGUGAGUGUGCGUGUCUGUUCUGGUUUCUUUUUUAAAUUUCGAUUUUGCUUCCAAAAAUAGAAUACAAAAGUCAAACAAGAACCUUCCGUUGAGGUGACGAACGUGUUAGCGUCAAAGUGACAAAACUUGCGACGGAAAAGGAUAUAUUUGUACAGCUGAAAAAGUCAGCUUUAGCCACCGCGAGUGUUGUGCGAGUGAGUGAAGUGUUGUUCCAGUGUGUAUUGUUUUGUGUGUUUUCGCGACGGGAAAGAACUGCCGUGCUUGGAAUUUAGCUGCCUUGUUGAAGCCUUUGGGGCAAACAGGCUCACGGUGGAUUUCAAACUCAUUUGGCAACCGCGCAGAAUGGGAACAGGUACGGAUUAUGCCCGAAGUGACAGAUUGCUAGACAUACCGUGCAAAGUGUGCGGCGACCGCAGCUCGGGCAAACACUACGGCAUCUACAGUUGCGAUGGUUGCUCAGGGUUCUUCAAACGCAGCAUCCACCGGAAUCGGGUGUACACGUGCAAGGCGGCCGGUGAGCUGAAGGGCCGCUGUCCAGUAGAUAAGACCCACCGUAACCAGUGCCGUGCCUGCCGGCUUUCCAAGUGCUUCCAAUCGGCCAUGAACAAGGACGCCGUCCAACACGAGCGUGGCCCGCGGAAACCGAAACUCCAGCACCUGCAAGCGAACGGGGGCCACCCGGGCCAUCCCCAUCUGGCCGGCCCGUUCGUGAACAGUGCAUCGUACGGACACGCAAUGUCCCACUUCCCGCCCGGGCUGCACCAUUCCGCAAUGGCCGGUUCGAACGCGCUGCUGCACCAUCCCCAGCCGCUCUCCUUUGCACCGCUCGGCCACCAUAUCGGUCCCUCGUUACUGCCGCCGGUCAAGCUGGAACAGAACAAGUUCGAGUUUAGCCUCGGUACACCGAACGGUAGCAACGGUGGCAACGGUGGCGGUGCCGGUCAAAUGCCGGGAGGCACGAACCUGCUGUCCCCGAUUAAGAUCGAGCACGGCAAAAUGAUGACGUCCGUCGGUGGGUUCGAGUUUUCCGCGGCCGGGCACGUGCAGCACAUGUACAAGUCGCUGGAACCGAUGCCCCCGUCGCCGACCGAUUCGAAGAGCUCGAUCAGCGUGGACUCGCCGUCGGAAAGUUUGACCAGCCCGCACUCGACCGUGGACGGCAGCUCGAGCGUGCUCAGCCCGACACCGAUCAACGCCACCAGCCUAAGCCUUCCGUCCCCGCUGUCGCAGAACGGUGUGCUCGACAUCCUGAUGAGCACGGACAAGUGCCAGGAGUUUAUCCAGUACCAGAUGCACAACAGUAGUAUUGCGUUCCCUGGGUUCACGCCCGUUAGCAGCGCCUCGAGUGGAAUUUCGGUCGCACCGCCGUUGCCGCCACCCACGCAUCAAGGUGUACCGCCGCCAUCGUCACUCGCGCCAUCACACCCACCAGGACAGUCUGUCUCAACAGCGACAGCUUCGCCCACGGGACUGGCGCAUCCAACACCAACGGCAGCAGCAGUAACGCCACAUCCACCACCACCACCGCCACCACUCGUUCCCCAUCCGAUCGCGCUAACUGCGCUGCCGCCCGAGGGUCCAACCAUCAUCAGGCUUCCUACCUGGGAGAUUUUACAGGAAACUACGGCCCGGUUACUGUUCAUGUCCGUCCGAUGGGUGAGGUGCUUGAUCCCGUUCCAAACACUCUCCAAAAAUGACCAACACCUACUGCUACAGGAAUCGUGGAAAGAGCUGUUCCUUCUCAACUUUGCCCAGUGGAGUGUACCGUGGGAUCUGAGCGGACUGCUCGAUUCGCCCCAGGUGCGGGACCGGUUGCCACCGGACGCAGCGACCCAGCUCGAGAUGAAGACGAUGCAGGAGAUUCUCUGCCGCUUUCGCCAGAUUUCGCCCGACCUAAGCGAGCUGGGAUGCAUGAAGGCGGUAAUCCUGUUUUCACCCGAAACGUCCGAACUGUGCGACGUCCAGCCGGUCGAGAUGCUACAGGACCAGGCCCAGUGCGUCCUGUCCGAGCACGUGCGCGUUCGCUACCCGCGCCAACCGACCCGGUUUGGGCGGCUUCUUCUACUCCUGCCGCUGCUCCGUACCAUCCGGUCCACCACCAUCGAGACGCUGUUCUUCAAGGAAACGAUUGGUACCGUGCCCAUCUCCCGGCUCCUGAUCGACAUGUACCAGAUGGAAAAGUACACCGAUCUGGAGGGUGGCGGUGGCGGUGGUGGUGGUGGUGCAGGGACACCACCUACACCGAACGGUGCCCUUACGCCAAAGGCAUAAAUCGGUGCGACAGACUUCGGGUUUACUUUUUUUAUUUUCCCUGUCCUGUUUUUAAGAGAAGCAGAAAACCUAACCGCGCACAACAGCGCUUCUCAUCGCUGUCCCAAUUGCUGCAGUUUGCAUGUUACUGAGGGUAAAAGUAUUUUUCCAACGCUUCCGGCUGUUUGAGUUUUAUUCCGCACGGUUACAGUUGUGCCCAGGAUUGGGGAUGUUCUUUUGUUUCUUCCUCCCCAGCUUCACUUUAUUUCGCUCAAUUUCACGUGUCCUCUUUGUGCUGAUUACAUGGUGAGCAACAACUUUUUGUCCUCAAGUGAAGUAAAAAUAAUGUAGCAAAAAAAUAAAUGGUACUACACCACAUCAACAUCCCGUCUAGAAAUCAGUCGGUGCGAUCAGGUUCUCAGAAAUGUUUUUAUGGCCGUGAAGAAGUAGAUAAAAACCACACAAGCACAAUUGGAAAAACAAUUUAGCUGACCGCGAUACCGAUGUACGGUGAAAUUGUGUUAUUUUUUAAUUUGCAGAAUAAAUCUAGGAAAAAUAUUGCGCGUGAAGAGGAAUUGUGCGAGCUGGUUUACUUUUAGACUCACCUACAAAGGUUGAACACGCUUCUCCAAAUAUAGCGACUAGCGAGAUAAGAAAAGUCGAGCUAGCAAGACACGAAGCAGAGAAACUGGUGUAGCGGAAAAAUCAUACUCCAGUGUAGGUACAGGUACCGUUGUCCAAAUGCAAUCUGUUUUUGGGACACCCUUUCCGCCCCAGUAGAGCAAACCACAGGCAACCAUGAUGAUGAUGAUAACCAGUUUCUGUUUUGUAAAAUGUUGUACAUUUUUAAAGCGUAAUUUAAUCUAGAAAUGAAUCAAACAUGAACUUAUGGAACGGCG
This is a messenger RNA of Anopheles gambiae (African malaria mosquito), 4432 nucleotides long. It is a transcript of the gene dsf, whose product is annotated as protein dissatisfaction. Gene Ontology annotation, molecular function: RNA polymerase II cis-regulatory region sequence-specific DNA binding; zinc ion binding; nuclear receptor activity. The transcript is spliced from 7 exons. Gene Ontology annotation, biological process: regulation of transcription by RNA polymerase II; anatomical structure development; cell differentiation. Bases 1626 to 3554 code for a protein of 642 amino acids. The record is from RefSeq and is a predicted model, not a curated record. NCBI's taxonomy places the organism in Eukaryota, Metazoa, Arthropoda, Insecta, Diptera, Culicidae.